Seriola dumerili (greater amberjack) is the source of this 466-nucleotide messenger RNA. Its product is annotated as 60S acidic ribosomal protein P2-like. Gene Ontology annotation, cellular component: ribosome; cytosolic large ribosomal subunit. Gene Ontology annotation, biological process: translation; cytoplasmic translational elongation. The record is from RefSeq and is a predicted model, not a curated record. The coding region runs from base 87 to 434 and encodes 115 amino acids. The transcript has 5 exons. NCBI's taxonomy places the organism in Eukaryota, Metazoa, Chordata, Actinopteri, Carangiformes, Carangidae. Gene Ontology annotation, molecular function: structural constituent of ribosome.
UUUCUUCCGUUUCCACCCACUGACGUUUCUUCCUUUCUGUCCGCGCUAACGUCGGAGUGAACACGCGUUCGCCUGUCUAGCUCAAGAUGCGUUACGUUGCUGCUUACCUGCUUUCUGCCCUGGGUGGCAAUGAAAACCCUGAGGCCAAGGACAUCAAGAAGAUCCUGGAGAGUGUUGGCAUUGAGGCCGACGACACACGCCUGGACAAGGUCAUUGCUGAGCUCAAGGGCAAGAAUGUGAAUGAGGUGAUCACCACAGGUUACAGUAAGCUGGCCAGCAUGCCAGCAGGCGGUGCCGUUGCAGCCGUUGCCAGCUCUGCGGCUGCUGGCUCAGGCGGAGCUGCAGCCCCUGCUGCAGCUGAGGAGAAGAAGGAAGAGAAGAAAGAAGAGUCUGAGGAGUCCGAUGACGACAUGGGAUUCGGCCUGUUCGACUAAACCUUUUCAAAAGAUGAAUAAAGUUUAUAAAA